Messenger RNA from Paramecium pentaurelia, 440 nucleotides. The record is from the annotation of a GenBank genome assembly. Lineage: Eukaryota; Ciliophora; Oligohymenophorea; Peniculida; Parameciidae.
AUGAAUAAAGAAAGUAGAAUCAUGAAGAAGUAUAAAGAAUAGUAAAAGAAGGUAUAAGUUUAUUAUUAGUAAUAAGGUUAAUAAUUAAACAAUUUACACAUAUACUAAGAAGCUAUUGAAUGCUUAGAUGAAGCUAUUUCUAUAAAUCCAAAAUAUGAAAAUGCGUGGAUUAAUAAAGGUAAAUUAAAUAAUAAUUUAGGCAUCGCAUUACAUAAAAUAAAGAAAUUUAAAGAUGCUAUAUUUUUUUAUGACUAAGCUCUAUCAUAAUAUAUCAAUCCAUUAACAUUAAGACUUAAAGGUAUAUUAACUAUAAUUUAAAUUUAGCUGAUUCAUUAUUUGAAUUAGGUAAUGAAAAUGAAGCUAAAUAAAGUUAUUUAUUUGCAUUAGAAAAAAGAUCAAAAGAGAAAGAUUAUAUAUAGAAAUAGCUUGAAAAGUUUUGA